AUGGCGCACCAGUUCUGGUUUUCCUACCCGCCCCCCACGAGCGGCUCCAGCCGCUCGCAGACCGACGAGGAGAAGAAGGAGAAGAAGGAGGCCGCCGAGGCGCUCGCCCGGGCCGAGCACUUCCAGCAGCAGGCACAACAACAACAUAGGGCGCAGCGGGCGCUGGAGCGAGAACAACGGGAGCUGGACCGCGAGAUGAGGGAGAUGGACUGCCGGGCGCCGAUCGCCAGCCUGGACUGCAUGGAGGAGUUCGGCACGGGGGCGGUGCUCGGGUCGGGCGCAUCCGACCCGUCGGCGCCCGCGGCCAACACCAAGGAGUCGGGCGGGCAGCUGGGCGAGCACGCGGUGGCCCGCCAGACGACGGUGACGCCGGGGCUGCGCUACCGCAACCUGGGCAAGAGCGGCCUGCGCGUCUCCAACGUGGGGCUCGGCACCUGGGUGACAUUCAGCUCCGGCGUGACGGAGGAGGCGGCCGAGCAGAUCGUGCUGCUCGCCUACGACUCGGGCAUCAACGUGUUCGACCUGUCCGAGGCGUACAGCGGGCCGCGCGCCGAGCUGGAGCUGGGACGCAUCCUCCAGCGGCACGGCUGGAAGCGCUCCUCCUACAUCGUCACCACCAAGAUCUACUGGAACACCAAGUCUGACGAGCGCGGGCUGUCCCGGAAGCACGUGAUCGAGUCCGUGAAGGCGUCUCUGCAGCGCCUGCAGCUCACCUACAUAGACGUCGUCAUCGUGCACAAGGCCGACCCCAUGUGCCCCAUGGAAGAGGUGGUGCGCGCCAUGAACCACGUGAUCAGCCAGGGCUGGGCCAUGUACUGGGGUACGGCGCGCUGGACGCCCGUCGAGGUCAUGGAGGCCUACACCAACUGCCGGCAGUUCAACUGCGUCACGCCCAUCUGCGAGCAGGCCGAGUACCACAUGUUCUGCCGCGACAAGACCGAGCUCUACAUGCCCGAGCUCUACAACAAGAUAGGGGUGGGCCUGAUGGCGUGGUCGCCUCUCACCAUGGGCCUGGUGUCCGGCAAGGUGGACGACAGCGGCAUGCCUCUCUUCACUAGGCCCUCCUUCAAGAACAAGUACUCCUCCUUCAGCUGGACAGAGGACGAGACGCAGAAAGAGGGCUUCACGUGGGUCAAGGACCGCAGUGGAGGCGGUGGGGGCGGAGGCGGGGGCGGAGGCGACGACACGCCCCGCGAGCCCGCCCCACCGGCGCGACGGCCGCAGCAGGAGAAGGUGCGGGACGUGGCGCAGCUGGCGGAGCGGCUGGGCUGCUCGGUGCAGCAGCUGGCCAUCGCGUGGGGGCUCAAGAACGAGAGCGUCCAGUGCCUGCUGCUGGGCGCCGCCUCCGCCGACCAGCUCUACGAGAGCAUACAGUCCCUCCAGCUGGUGCCAAAGCUGACAAGCAGCACAAUGGCAGAGCUGGAGCGCAUCCUGGACAACAAGCCAGCGAGGCCACCCAUGGUGUCCACCCUGGCGCUUAGAUGACAAUCAAUGUGCCCCCCCGGGGGACCCGGAGGGGGCGCUGAUGGCUCGCCCAAGGACGAGGACGCCGACCAUCAGCAACUCAGCAGUCAGGCCCAGAAACUGCCGUUCUGCACCAUCCAGUGACCUCGGCUGACUCAGGAUGGCGGGGUGGGCGACCUGCUUCCGGUGCUCGCCGGCCCCGCCUCCGCCUCUGCCCCCGGCUACUCCUCCGUGCUGGGGGCUUCAGACCCCAGCGCCACCUACGGGGCCUACCAGUACCAGCAUCAGCCCUACCACCACCACGGGUCCACCUCGUCGGCACCUGCCGGCUGCUGCGGAGGUGGAGUGGGGGGUGGCAGUGGCCGUGUCGGGGGUGGCUGCACCAGUGGCGCUGCUGACGACGACGAGGACGAGACACUCCCACUGCUCUUUUCGUCGCUGUCCACUGACGCGGCCGUCGCAGCUGCUGCGGAGAGCUACGGUGCCUGCCUCAACGAGAGCUGGUGGGAAGAGAACAAUUGAGCCGCGAGGCUGACCACCACCACACCGGCUACUCAACUGUGGGUACUGUGAGACCUCGAGUGUGCCUUGAUUGAUCAUUGGGGGCCAGACUCUUGGUCCCAGCCUCCAUCACAUCAGCGACCAGCUGUGGUUGUGUUCCCACAGAACCAUACGGGAUGUGGAGUGGAGUGCCUUGAUUAAUCAUUGGAGACCAGAUUCGUGGUCAUGACCUAUCCUCCUCUGGUGAAGCACUGUUUGGUGCUUGUGAGUGUGUCUCCAUAUCUAGCCAACAUUCUUUAACGGACAACUGUGAUACCAUUGUGGAAAGCCUAUAAACAUUAACCUUUUGUGCCAGCGACCCAGGAGUGCUGCGUCACAUUCAACCGCUGGAGGUGACAUCUCACAGAAUAUUCCCAUCAUUAGUUCCUCGGAGGACAAGUGCAGUCACUUACCUCAGCACUGUAUAUAUGCCUACAAAUUUGCCUGAUUUGUAUGGAAGAUAUGUGAAAAUCGUUAGUGAUUUUCAGAAACCCGACAAGGAAACUACACAUUGUGUGACACAAACACUGUGUUAUCUUAUCUGUCACGUAGUACACCAAUUUUUCUGUGCUGCGGGCUUUUGAGAAUCAUCUCGCAGUAUGCUUAUCGGAAAUUUCCAGCGAAAACCCACUAAUUUCUACCAUUUUAUGAAUAUCUCGAAGUUCUUUAACUCUGCAACACUACAUGUAUCACCGCACAUAGAUAAACGCAGAUGUACUUGCAUAACAAAGGCAACUAUCAACAGAAUUAUCAGCUUUCUGACAUUCUAAAUUAAGUUCUCCAUGCCAUAAGAGUCUUCACUCAAUUGACAGGAUCAUUUGGGAAAUUUCCUGCAAACCGAGUAACUCCUACUUUUUUAAGAUACCUGAGACUCCUGUAAUCUUACAACAGGAUCUCAAACUCCAUAAUCUGAUGUGCAGGGAUACAUUUUCACAUUGAAGUAAACAUCCAGCAGCAUUAUUCAAUCUGUGGUACACUUCAUCAGUUGCUUUAUUUCUUGAUUCAACUUGCAUUAUCAUUUUGAAAAUUCAUGAGCUUUGUUGACAGUGCAGAUCCGUAAAUUUGCAGUUUUUUAUGGAUAUCUGGAAUUCCUGUAAUCCUAUAAACAUAUAUGAAAAUCUGUGCCUAGGUGUGUGUGGAUAAAUUUCUGUAUCAAUUGCUUUAAUGUGUGUGACAUCCUGUAUCCAUUCCUCUGUCCCGUGGGCUUUCCUAACUCUACUGGCAGUAUCAUCUUGAACAUAUACUCUAUUCUGCAGUGCAAACGUGGAAUUUAUGUUCUUUUAUAGAUUUCUGAAUAUCGUGUAACCAUACAACUUUGCAUGAAGUACCACACUUACAUGUACAGGGCCACAUUUGCAGGAGAAACGAAACAUCCAAGAAAACUAUCUAUGAUGUGUAAUCUUACAUCAAUUACCCUGAAUCAUGGACAUACUUCAUUCAACUGGCAGUAUCAUUAUAGUACAGAUCUUGUAUUUUCAAAAGUACUGUACACUAUAGCUCUGCAUUCAUACUAUAUAUAACUCUACAUACAUAAUCAAGUGUGAGCAGAUGCAUCUCCUUGCCAAAUGGAAGUCCCAAAAACUUUUAAAUUUGACACACACUCUAUAAUGUCUCCAUGUAAAGACUUGUGAAGGACAUGCUUUACUACCAAAGACAUUUGCCGAGAUGCCCUAGAGAUUUCUGACACAAGCAAUGAUCCUUACCUUCUUGACAAUGUUAUCAACAACAGGAAGUUCUGUGAGCUGCACUUCUGGUUUAGGAGUCUGCUUCCAUUGUAUUAGACUUUCAAAGCAGAUUCUGUGACAGGAAAUACUGCUGAGCUACCUAACAACACAUGAUGACAGAAUCAAGAUCAGUGUAAAGAUCGCACAUGCAAAUUUUAUAGUUUAUCAGUAUUUCUACAUUAGUCCAGAUUUUCAAGAGUGAAAUGUAAAGUAAAAUUAACCUGUCUAGAGUGGGAAACCUUCUGACAGCAUGUAUGUAUAUGCAUGUGUGUUUGUGUGUGUGUGUUUACAUCUUUACAUCUCUCCCAUGGAGACAAGCCUUCAAUUACAGGUCAAUGUAUAAACGAUUCUCUUUCUGUCCAAGACUGUAGCAGCAUAGUGCCCAGGGAUAUUCCCUCUCGUUUUUCUUAGAACUGGUGAGCCAGUUUCUGGUGGAAACACUUCUGAUCUGAUGUCUUGCAGGCACAGAUUGCCAUUGGAAGUCACUACAGGUCUCUCAUGUGUACAAUUUAAUACUGAGCUAAAUUGUUUACACAGAUAGCCAACUGCAGAUACCAGCUGUAUGACUUUCCUUCAUUCUGUAAUCUCCAUAGGUAAUAAAACACAUUUCUACAUCUUGAAUAGAUAAAAUAGCAUCACAAAAUCCAUGAAACGUCCCAGUACCUACGUUAGAUGUCACUUAAUGAAGUAUCCAAGUAUCCAAGUAUUGGAUUGCAUAAUGUAUUCUGAUUGCACAGGUGAAUUAGUUAUUCUGAACUUUGAUUUGACAGCAACAUGAAUAUUUUUGUUUGGGUUACUGGAAACGAGUAAUAUAUAACUGUAUUUAUUGUCUGAUUCAUUACAAAUAUUUGCCAUCUUUCAGGAGUCAGAUACAAUAUCAUAAGGAAUAUUGAACACCCUACAGUUUCUUCCCUGGUAACAACAAUAACGUUACCUCAAAUUCUUCUCUUACCAUUUACAUUGUCUUUUCCCUUUCAAUAUUUAUAUCUUAUGGGACAAUCUGCAAGUAUAGUGAAGAGAAUGGCAAAAUACUGGACAAGUAUCAAAAGACAUCCACCAAGAGGGAAAGUUGAUAAUUAGUAAUUUUGAUCUACAGGUGAAUACCUCACAUCCAGAACUCAAUAAGACGUAUGGAAAAGCAUCAAUUUAUCAUGUCCAGAAAUAUGAAAGUCUAGUCAGAGGACUGUGUAGGUAGCAAACACAUUUUAAUUUGGAAGCAUGAACCAUACAACAGUCUUACUUCACAUACACAUACAUAUAAGCUAACUGCUAUGAAGAAAGUUCUGUUUGGUCUCAGUCAUCAUUUACAAUAAAUAACAACUUCAAUAAAUUAAAACAUUUCAAGAUACUGUUUUUUUUCUGUUGUCAAUAUUCUUUACAAGUACUAUAACUUGAACUAUAAAAACUUAAAGUCCAUUAAAUGCCAUAUAUGUGGAGACCAAUUUCUUUCUGUUAUAUACAUCACCCUUAAAGUUUUGUGUUACUAACAUUUCUAAAAUCAGUCAUAAAAUAAAUCAUUGAUAAAUUCAUGUAAAAAAGCUGUCAGAUGUUAAAAUUAUGAAACAUAUUAGGAAAUACUACUGCACUUGAAAGAUAUGCCUACAGAAUAGUCUUUUCACACUUUAUUUCCUUGGUAUAAAGUGGCUCACAACUGCUCGUUAUAUCAGCAUAUCUUGUAAGAAAUCAUCCAAUUUUUCAUAGAAGAUGUACUGGCAUCCAAGGGGAAGGUGGUUCAAGCUCUGGCCAAAAAAAGUCCAAGCAGACUGGUCCAAAAAAUACUACUUGUUUCUGUUAACUCUUCAUCAUCAGUUACGAUUUUUUAAAUUUUUUUAAAAAUUAGAAGUAUUGUAAUUUCCCAGUUGUGUACAAAUUCUAUGGAACAUACUGGAACAUAUAUUAGUCAGAAGAAAGAAAAUUAGCCUUGUAUUUAUCUUUACUGGUGUUUGAAUUCUCGAUGUUGCACUUUAAGAACUGUGAUCCUCAAUCCAUGAGAUUAACCAGCACUAUAGUUGAAUUGAAGUCACAAUCUGAGCCAUUUUUCUCUAAAGACACUUCCUUCUUAAACUGAAAACACCUGACUCUCAAAAUGCGUGUAUCAUGAGAAUCAAUCCAGCAACAUGAAAAGAUAAUGACUUGUCCACAGAGUUCCUUGUUUUAACAAUUUCAUAGAGGACUGAUAUCAGGACAGUUUUAUUGAGUUACUUGUUGUUUCAACCAAGAAUAAUCGGGUUGGUACAUAUCGGUCACCUGCUGUUCUCCGUAUUCUCAUGCCCCACAAACAUUAUACUCAUCUAAGCCCAUUAUAUCUCAACAGCAUACAUUUCAUUUCAUUGCAUUAAAACUGUCUCAACAGUGUGUUAAGGCUUUGGCAUUGUUGUCAAAAGCACUGCAUAAAGCUCAUUGCAUUUACUCAUUGAAUAUAUCCAUAGGUGGCUGUUGGAUUCUGUGAAGCAAGUUGGUGUUAUAUUGGAAUUUUCUUACAAGAAACAGAUGACAGGACUAUGAAGAAUGUUAAUUCACAUGCAGUAUCACACUCUGUGGAGUAAAUGUAUAAAUAAAAUGAAAAGCCUCUCACAAGUUAUUGUUGUAUGAGAAAGAUUCAAAUAAUGGAAACAAAAGAGGAAAAAAAUCGGUUCCAGCAAGUUGCAGAUAUACAUAAGAGAUCUUUCACUGGUAAUGAGAAAUAAAUACCAUCAAUCUGUGUUACUGUAUGAAGAAACACCAGACAAAAAUUAUUUAGUCAGAUGUCCAUAGAUGCUGUUAAAAUUCUUGUUAUUUUUCCUGAUAAUAAUUUCUUGCCUUUUCUCAAUAUGCAUGCGUGCCUCUCCCUCUUAAAAAACGUUCAGUUGAGAUGUCAAACAAUUAUUGAAAAACAGAAGAGCCCAAAAUGAUUGUAGUGUAAAGCCACUUGACCUUACACAAUUUUAAAUAGUCACUCAGUAAUUGAACUGAAGAUGGAAAAAUAACAAAAUUAUAACAUAAUUUUGCCGGUCGAAGUGGCCGUGCGGUUAAAGGCGCUGCAGUCUGGAACCGCAAGACCGCUACGGUCGCAGGUUCGAAUCCUGCCUCGGGCAUGGA
Messenger RNA from Schistocerca americana (American grasshopper), 6806 nucleotides. It is a transcript of the gene Hk, whose product is annotated as voltage-gated potassium channel subunit beta-2. The transcript has 12 exons. Gene Ontology annotation, cellular component: cytoplasm; voltage-gated potassium channel complex. Lineage: Eukaryota; Metazoa; Arthropoda; Insecta; Orthoptera; Acrididae. The record is from RefSeq and is a predicted model, not a curated record. Gene Ontology annotation, molecular function: potassium channel regulator activity; voltage-gated potassium channel activity; transmembrane transporter binding. Gene Ontology annotation, biological process: regulation of potassium ion transmembrane transport; potassium ion transport. Bases 1 to 1485 code for a protein of 494 amino acids.